Molecule: messenger RNA, 1359 nt
Organism: Nicotiana attenuata
Lineage: Eukaryota; Viridiplantae; Streptophyta; Magnoliopsida; Solanales; Solanaceae
Exons: 7
Coding region: 1-1359 (452 amino acids)
Source: RefSeq, a predicted model, not a curated record
AUGGCUAUUUUGUUUCUUGAACUAAAUGUAUGGGUUUCGUCAUUGACAACAAAAAGAACCUUCCAAGCUACAAGGUCAAAUGCAAAUGAAGAACGACAAUCAGAAGGUGAAUUACCUUCAUCUUUGCGAAACCAAAAGGUUUCGUUGUUGACAACAAAAACAGCCUUGAAAGCUCUAAGGUCAAAUGCAAAUGAAGAACGACAAUCCGAAGGUGGAUCUCAAUUGCAAGAACAAGUGCCGCAAGUGCCACAAAAUUGCACCUCUUCAGCAACACAAGGAGUACAUGAACAAGUGCAACAAGCGAAUAUGGAUUCCAUCACUCCUGCAUCACAAGGAGUACAUGAACGAUCUGAUGAUUCUACCACUCAUGAAGUAGCUGAACAAAUUGAGGAACAAGGCCCCUCCUCGCCAAAAAGAAAAAGAGGUCGUACUCAAAUGCCAAGAGUUCAUGUGAGAAAGGAGCGUAAAAUAAUCAUUCUAAAUGAGUUUAAUCAACCCAUUGGUCCUACUAAAGAGGUUGUAAAAGAGUUGGGUAGCUUCCUCGGCACAUUGGCAAGGAGUGGGACUUUUUGUCCUCUUAAUGAAAAAUAUGACAUUCCCGACGAGGCAAAAAAAUGGAUUUUUGAAUCAGUUUGUAGUGCUUGGAGAAAGUAUAAGAGUCAAUUGAAGGCAACCCACUUCACAUCCUAUGAGAAUGAUGAGCUUCGAAUGGAGAAUAGGCCAGUAGAUGUUCCGGAAUCUCACUUUAAGGAUCUUCUUAACUAUUGGAACUUCGAUCCUCACAAGAAAAUAUCCGAAACCAAUAUAGUGAAUCGAAAUAAGUUGAACUGUCCACACACAGCUGGUAGAACACCUUUUGCUCUAAUUCGCGAGGCUGAAAUGGAGAGAAUGCAAUCUACUCAGGAAAGUGAAGACGACAGUCAUUCAAUUGAUGCUUUUGCAUCAGUCAUGGGACCUGAACAUCCAGGUCGCGUGAGAUUGUAUGGACGAGGGGUUACCAAGACUGUGUUAAAAGGGCAAAAAGGGAAUCUUGGAUCUUCUGAUGAGAGGAUGCAGCAAAAAAUGGAGGAAAUGGAAGAGAGGAUGCAACAAAGAAUGCAUGAAAAGUUGAACAAACAAAAGGAUGCUAUGGAACAAAAUAUUACAAUGAACGUCAUCGCACGACUUCAGCGUCUGAACCCAGAUUUGCGACUUGAUCCUAACAUGUUAAGGUUCAGUACACGUUCACCUGUAGAUGCUUCCGCUGCACAACAAGCUGUUGUUCAACUAAACAGUCGACCAUCUGCGGGUAGUAACAAUCAAGGUGGAGUAGAUCAAGAAAUGGAUGCUGAAGACGAUGAAGAAAUAGACCUUACUUGA